AUGGGUAACUGUUGCGUUAGCCCCACCACCAAAGAACCACCGCAGAAUUCUGUACGGAAAACUCUGCCACCCCACCACCCGUUGCCGGAAGAGGAGAUGGUCAAAGAAGUCCUCUCCGAAACCCGCACCAUUCGCAAGAACCCACCGCCGGUUCCUGCGAAUGGGUCCCACCAGCCGAAGAAUUCGCCGCCGCCGCCGGAGAAGCGCCGCGAAAGCCACGACAGGAAACCUUCCGCCGGGCUCUCCGGCGAGAUUUUCUCUCCAGAGAUCUGCAGCACUCGCAGCGGGAGUGUUCCUAUGACCGGCAAGAGAGAUCACGAAGCUGACGUCAUGGUAGAGGCCCGCAGGAGGUCGCCGGCGAGGGUCCAAAAACGGUCCGUUCAUGAUAAAGGCGGUGUCGGCCGGUCGCCGUCGAGGAGAUUUGAACCGUCCCCCGGCCGCGCAAGAUCAAGCCCCGGGAGGGAUCCCGGCCAGGGCUCCCCGAGUAAUGUGUCAAGGAUGGAGAACGGCGAGAUCUCCGGCGGCCUGAGGUCGAGGUCGCCGAUAAUGCAUGCGGAGAACGGAAAUGCAAGAACCGGGUCGGGCCGGAGCCCGUCGGCGAGGAAAACGGGAAGAUCGCUUGAACGAGUCAGAUCCGAAUUGGGCGACAAGAGCCGGAGGUUAGAAGAAAGCUAUUCUAACAGAGACAGUAGAGAAAAGUGGCCCCCAACAUAUUCUAACGAGUCCCUGGAAAAUCCACUUGUAUCCCUGGAAUGUUUCAUUUUUCUUUAG
Molecule: messenger RNA, 771 nt
Organism: Ipomoea nil (Japanese morning glory)
Lineage: Eukaryota; Viridiplantae; Streptophyta; Magnoliopsida; Solanales; Convolvulaceae
Exons: 1
Coding region: 1-771 (256 amino acids)
Source: RefSeq, a predicted model, not a curated record